Molecule: messenger RNA, 666 nt
Organism: Ochlerotatus camptorhynchus
Lineage: Eukaryota; Metazoa; Arthropoda; Insecta; Diptera; Culicidae
Exons: 4
Coding region: 1-666 (221 amino acids)
Biological process (GO): trehalose biosynthetic process
Molecular function (GO): trehalose-phosphatase activity
Source: RefSeq, a predicted model, not a curated record
AUGUAUCCCUAUCUGGAUGGUCUAUCAGUGCAGAGCUACGAAAAAGCUACUCCACGAAUUUUGAUUGAACUGGAGAUAUCUCACGUAUCCAACGGUUCUUCACUCCUUCAUCUACCAGAAAAACAGCGUCUCCUAUUUCGAUGGGUUUCGGAUUCUCAAACCAUCGUAAUCCAGCAGCUUGUUAUUGUUGCCGAUGAUUAUCUUUUGAACUAUAUCGGCAACAACCACAAGCUGGCCCUGCUGCUGGAUUACGACGGCACACUGGCACCGAUUGAACCACAUCCAGAUCUGGCAACGUCUGGCCACUCCAACGUCCACAUUGCCGUUCUCUUGGGUCGUAAUGUGGAUAACGUCAAGGCAAUGGUUGGCAUCGAAUGCAUCAUUUACGCCGGUAACCACGGUCUGGAAUGGAGGCGGAACCGCCGGUUCAGUGCUUCCAUCAUGCGUGCUGCCUUCGGCGUAGAUUGGAGCGAACGAAUCAAGAUCAUCUACGCCGGUGACGACGUUACCAAUGAGGACGCUAUGAUGACCCUCAAAGGUAUGGCAGCUGCGUUCCGCGUUACGAACGCCCAGAUAGACCUCGACCGAGGGGCAUCUACCGUUCACGGAUUCGGUGCUGACGGUGCUCAACAUGGGCACUUGCCGUACGACAUCACGGCGGUAUGA